Messenger RNA from Xenopus tropicalis (tropical clawed frog), 1903 nucleotides. RefSeq names its product glycosyltransferase 8 domain containing 2 (gene glt8d2). Gene Ontology annotation, cellular component: membrane. Gene Ontology annotation, molecular function: glycosyltransferase activity. The record is from RefSeq and is a predicted model, not a curated record. The coding region runs from base 498 to 1535 and encodes 345 amino acids. NCBI's taxonomy places the organism in Eukaryota, Metazoa, Chordata, Amphibia, Anura, Pipidae. The transcript is spliced from 10 exons.
CAACGCUUGUAAUAUGAGCCUUACACUUACAAAAAAGUGUGCUAAGUGUUUUUUCACAACUCCAGCAGUGACAGGGUUCAGAUUAUUUCACAUUCUGUGUCCUUCUUAACCGAAUAGUAGUUUGUUACUGCAGCGCUGCAGUUUUUUUCUAUUAGGAAAGCAGAAAUUUGUAUGCAGUUCACCAGACAGUUGUGCGGAUGCUGGAUUGUUCACAUCUGGAACUGAUUUCUCUUGACUGUCUCCAUUAGCAAAUGCAACAUUUUAUUGUUUGGAGCUGCACAUCAACCUGCAUGCGAACAAAGGACCGAGUAAGACGACUUGUUCUCCAGCAGUACACAGGACACCGCCUGUGCGAAAUUAAAGAGGUUUUACUAUUUUUAAAUGCAGUGACGGAGGUUGAACUGGAAAGAAAAUCAACUUUAUAACUGAAAAAAUGUCUGAUAUGAAAGGCUGGCCUGAAAGGAAACUUCAUUGGUAAUCCAGUUAAAUCUCUCCUUAUGGCUCUUCUCAAGAGAAUUAACCAGGUUCUUCUGUUUCUGCUUGUAUUGACAUUUUUUGCAAUAUGGUACAGCACAGUGUACAAGGUUUCCAGAAACAAGGAAGAUGAAGAUACAGAUGAAGAAAGGGAGGAAGGUGUCAUUCCAGUUGUUAUAUGUGCUGCCAGGAGUCGCAUGGGGGCAACUAUAGCUGCAAUCAACAGCAUCUACAGUAACACUGAUGCCAAUGUGCUGUUCUAUAUAGUUGGCUUGAAAAAUUCAGUAGUGCACAUAAGGAAAUGGAUUGAGGGCACUCAGUUGAGUAGAAUACAUUUUAAAAUAGUGGAAUUCAAUCCAUUGGUACUUAAGGGCAAAGUAAGACCUGAUGCAGCUUUUCCUGAACUUCUCCAGCCUUUGAACUUCGUUCGCUUUUAUUUACCACUCCUCAUCCAGGAACAUGAGAAGGUGAUUUAUCUGGAUGACGAUAUCAUUGUACUAGGGGACAUCCAAGAGCUUUACAACACAAAAAUAUUUGGAGGUCAUGUGGCUGCAUUUUCCGAAGACUGUGAUUUACAUACAACACAGGAAAUAGUGCACAAAGAAGGCAUACAGAACACAUAUAUGGGUUUUCUCGACUACAGAAAAAAAGCCAUUCAGAAUCUUCACAUCAGUCCAAGCACCUGCUCAUUUAACCCUGGUGUGUUUGUAGCCAAUUUGACAGAGUGGAGAGAGCAACAUAUUACCAAGCAGCUGGAGAAAUGGAUGAAGAAAAAUGUUGAAGAAAAUCUCUAUAGUAGUAACAUUGGAGGUGGUGUGGCAACUCCUCCCAUGCUCAUUGUGUUUCAUGAAAAAUACUCACCUAUUACUCCAUAUUGGCACAUUCGAUAUCUGGGUUGGAGUCCUGAUAGCCCUAUCUCUGAGAGUGUUCUUCGCGAGGCAAAGCUGCUCCAUUGGAAUGGAAGAUACAAGCCUUGGCAACAUGCCCAUUCCCAUACCAAUCUGUGGGACAAAUGGUUUAUCCCUGAUCCCACCAGCAAGUUUCAGAUACGCAAACUCUGACAGCAAACCAGAAAAAUGAAUUCCACUAGAACAUCUGUAAUAAAUUAGAAUUUGAAGAUGUCUAUAUUACAUUUUCCAACAAGAUAGUCAUCUGUCAGCAUACCUGAACUAGGCUGUUGGGAGCGCCUAGAAUUUGAAAUGCCCUGCAUAUUGCUGCCUGCCUAGCCUACAUUUCCUUUACUGUGGUUUGAUGUGUACCAAGCACCACAACUAAAAGAACACAUAAAUGUCUUUGUCCUCAUUUAGUCAUCUUUAAAGCUUGCUAUACAUGCCCAGAUCUGUCCAAUUUCCAUAUUGUCUGACCAUUUGGACAUGUAUGGAGGUCUGUUUAUAGUGAUAAAACUGCCAUUCUGGCAAAUUAAAUGUUA